Molecule: messenger RNA, 1524 nt
Organism: Paracoccidioides brasiliensis Pb18
Exons: 7
Coding region: 1-1524 (507 amino acids)
Molecular function (GO): oxidoreductase activity, acting on paired donors, with incorporation or reduction of molecular oxygen; iron ion binding; monooxygenase activity
Source: RefSeq, a predicted model, not a curated record
AUGGCCUCGACUAUGAACUUCCUGCCCAACAUCCACUUCGACCAUCUCCAGAGAUAUUGUCUUCUAGUGGCCUCUUUCUUUCUCAUCAGCUGUGUUUGGACAAAGUACCGUCAAGGCCUUCGACACAUACCGGGUCCAUUCCUUGCCAGUUUCUCAAACCUAUGGAAAAUCCAUAGAAUAUUGAAAAAGGACAUGGCAUGGCGGAACAUCGAGGUUCAUGAAAAGUACGGUGCACUGGUUCGGAUCGGGCCUAACCACGUGUCAGCAUCUGAUCCAGAAGCCGUGAAGACUAUAUACAACUUUACCAAUAUCUUCCCCAAGUCCGCCUUUUUUUCAAUUGGCGAGGGCCUCUAUGAGGGCAAGAAAUUGCCCACACUUUUCACCACGAGGAGUAAUGAGUACCACGCGCAAUUAAAGCGAGCUUCAGCAAAGGCUUUCUCGAUGACCGUCGUGUCAGAAUUUGAGCCAUUUGUAAACGCGUAUAUAGAGCUAUUUCUGAAGCAAGUCUACAAUCGUUCGAACAACGGUAAAACAACUUUUGAUAUUGGUCCAUGGAUGCAAUAUUUCGCUUUCGAUGUUCUAGGCGAGGUCAACUUCUCUCGGGCCCUUGGGUUCUUGGAAACAGGGACUGAUGUCGAUAACAACAUCGCUGCAAUCGACCAAGUCUUGUCUUAUGUUUCUCUUAUCGGGCAGAUCCCCGCGGCACACAAGUUUCUCCUAGGUAAUCCAAUUCUGCCGAAAAUUUUUCCAAAUUUCGAGAAGCUUAAUCAAGUCCAAGAGUUUGCCAUUGCUAUGAUUAAGGAACGCAGGCAGAAUCCCGUGGCCCGGAAAGACAUACUGGCGAGAUUAAUCGAGAUUCACGACUCGGAUCCGUCAAAGCUGUCCUUUCGCGAGAUUGUCGCCAUUACGACAACGAAUAUUAUCGCUGGUUCUGAUACCACUGCAAUUACGCUGAGAGCUGUCUUCUACUAUCUCUGUAAGAAUGCAUCAGUGUAUAAAAAGCUACAGCAGGAGGUGGACAGUGCCGCUGAGCAGUGUAGUCUGUCGAAACCGGCAACAUACAACGAAACAACUGCGCUUCCAUAUCUUGGCGCUGUGAUCAAUGAAGCCAUGCGCAUGCAUCCCGCAACAGGAUUCAUCCUGGAGCGCGUUGUCCCUGAAGGUGGUAUAACCCUAGGCGGAACCUUCUUGCCUGCAGGAACUAUUGUAGGAGUCAACUCGUGGGUCAUCCAUCAUAACAAACAAGUAUUUGGUGACGAUGUCAACGUUUUCCGACCCGAGCGCUGGCUUGAGGGUGAUCCUGCAGAGAUCGCUAAUAGACACAGACAUAUGCUUGCAUUUGGCGCUGGACCACGCGUAUGUAUUGGCAAGCAUAUAAGUCUUCUGGAAAUGUGGAAAGUUGUCGUGGAAUUCGUCCGACACUUUGACUUUGAGUUGGAGGACACAAAAGCGGAUUGGAAAUUACAAGCAGGUUGGUUUGUAAAACAGGAAGGUCUCAGAAUGAGAUUCAAGAAGAGAGUUUGA